UGUGGAGGUGGGGGGAGCAGUGGUCCCACCAACACCUUGGACUUGGGCUGGAUCCGUGUGAGGCCCCAGAAAUGUUUCCCAGCCCAUUCUUCCCAAGAACCAAUGAGUAAAAUUAGGGGCCUCCCUCCUGUGGUCAGGGAAUCAGGCCCUGGAGUGGAACUUGGGGUGGAAGAUGGCCUUCUUUGUCAACUGAUUCGUUCUCCGGAAUUCAACUUGUUCUCCAACUCAGUGGUGUUUGAAAGCAACUUUAUCCAGGUCACUAAACCUGGGGACUGGAUGGAUGUCUAUGAAGGAUCUACCAACGUGAUUCUUGGAGUGACCUCUUCAGUGCCCUCCUUGCCACUCCCCAAUGUCCUCCUGAUGGCCAAUGUCACUUGGCCCCAGAGUCCCACCUGGAGCACACCUGGUGUUGCCCCUGUCAUCACCCUCAGCAGGAUUCUCCCCCUGAAAUAUGUGGAGCUACAAAUCUAUGACCGGAUCCAGCGCAUCCUGCGGGUUCGCACAGUGACUGAAAAGAUCUACUACCUGAGGCUCCACGAAAAACAUCCAGAGGCCGUGUUUCAAUUCUGGAUCCGCCUGGUGAAAAUUCUGCAGAAAGGUCUAUCCAUCACCACCAAAGACCCAAGAAUUCAGUUUACUCACUGCCUGGUGCCCAAGAUGCCCAGCUCCUCCACGGAAACAACACCUGAAAGCAGCCUCCCGUCAUCCUCCCAGACCAGUGAGACACUCUUGCUGCUGGUAGCUGAGCAGACCAGUGAUGGUUUCUUGGAACUCUCAGGAAGGUCCCCGCUCACAGCAGACAGAAACGACAACAGUGCCACUGAAAUAAUUGAGUCCACCCAUUGCAAGACAUCUUCGAUGGUGGCAUCUCCAGUCAGUUUGAAUGUACCCAUGAGAGCCACCUUGAGCCACAGCCUCUGGGAACAAGAGAACCCAGAUGAGUACUUCCCACAGGUUCCUGUAGCCAGUUCCCUAGGAGAGAACUUCUUGGGACCCUGA
Messenger RNA from Castor canadensis (American beaver), 999 nucleotides. It is a transcript of the gene Garin1a, whose product is annotated as golgi associated RAB2 interactor 1A. The record is from RefSeq and is a predicted model, not a curated record. Lineage: Eukaryota; Metazoa; Chordata; Mammalia; Rodentia; Castoridae. Gene Ontology annotation, cellular component: nucleus.